UCUCAGUGUGGUUUGUUUUUAUUGUGGCGCUCAGGGCUUUUUGAGCCAAAGGACACCAGGUACGAGCUGGAACGCGAUCCUUCAAUGGACCCAUCGUUGACUGAGAUGGUGGAAAAAGCCAUCAAGAUUCUUCGCAAAAACUCGAAAGGAUUCUACCUCUUUGUGGAAGGUGGGAGAAUAGAUCACGGCCAUCAUGCAGGGAAGGCCAAGUACGCUUUGACGGAGGCUGUGGAAUUUGACAGAGCCAUUGCGCGGGCGGCUGAGCUGACGAGUGAACUCGACACCUUGUCCGUGGUCACUGCUGACCAUUCCCAUGUGUUCUCCUUCGGAGGCCACUCUUACAGGGGCAAUUCUGUGCUAGGCGUUUCUUAUUCAAAAGCUGAGGAUGGCAAGAGCUUUACUAAUGCACUUUACGGGAACGGUCCAGGAUACCAGAUUGUGAAUGGAACUCGUCCUGACAUGAAUGAAACGAUCUCAACCAGUGAUGACUAUCUUCAGCAGGCUGCUGUACCUCUAGAUUCAGAAACUCAUGGUUCUGAGGAUGUUGCUAUUUUUGCCAAAGGCCCGAUGGCCCACCUCUUCCACGGAGUGCAAGAGCAAAGCUACAUUGCUCAUGCUAUGGCUUACGCUGCCUGUAUUGAGCCCUACACCAACUGCCAGCUAGAAAACUAUGCCAUUUGCACGAAGUUCAGCCUCGUGGUUCUGAUGCUGAGCUUGCUCUCCUCACUCACCACCCUAAUGUAAUGUGUCUAAAGCGGGGUGAGGUGCACUUUAAACAGCUUUUUUGUAAAUUUAAAUCACAAUACAUUUGAAGGUUUUUCGCAUUCAACUGCAACAUUUAAACAACUGAUGGGCAAGUUGCAUGUAAGUUCAGCACUGGAUCUGUGUUCACAAUUAAUGUUGGUUGAGAUAUAAUUUAGAUCCUCUGUGAGGACAUGAAUAAGUGUUGGACAAAUGUUGAUUAAUGCAUGCCAAUAAAAUCUGACAAAUCCUAGAA
Molecule: messenger RNA, 997 nt
Organism: Cyprinus carpio (common carp)
Lineage: Eukaryota; Metazoa; Chordata; Actinopteri; Cypriniformes; Cyprinidae
Product: intestinal-type alkaline phosphatase-like
Exons: 4
Coding region: 85-744 (219 amino acids)
Biological process (GO): dephosphorylation
Cellular component (GO): plasma membrane
Molecular function (GO): alkaline phosphatase activity
Source: RefSeq, a predicted model, not a curated record